This is a messenger RNA of Branchiostoma belcheri (Belcher's lancelet), 1895 nucleotides long. RefSeq lists its product as uncharacterized. The record is from RefSeq and is a predicted model, not a curated record. NCBI's taxonomy places the organism in Eukaryota, Metazoa, Chordata, Leptocardii, Amphioxiformes, Branchiostomatidae. The transcript is spliced from 2 exons. Bases 544 to 1317 code for a protein of 257 amino acids.
UUGGAGAUGCUAAACUGCUUGAAUCAUUUUAUCAUCGAAAGGUGUAUCAAGGUUGCAAUUAGGGUUCGCUGCGUAGGUCGGCGCUGUUGGCUUGUCACAGACCUUAAAUAAAUAAUGAAAUAUUCAACGUCUAACCCUUAACAAACAGCACGCCCUUAAGAGCACCUAACCCCUUCCUUAAGCCUCUUUACUUCGUGACUGUGAGUUUUUAUUUUUCUAGGAAACAUUCAGGUCGAAUUUUACAAUAGCGCGAAAAGGCAGCAGUCGUGGUGUGACCUAGUUGACAUCUAACCCACGUAUUUUGAUAUACGGUUUCUCCCUGCGUUGUUCGGUAGCGUUAUUCUUGUUUGAGGAAAGCCAAGCACACCGGGGAAGGUAAAGGGUGAGUGCAGGUGUUUCUACCGGGUGUUACUAAGGAAGGUAGCGGUGUGACAGAGAAGCGAGGACCCGUGAAGCAACCCCCGUGUUUCCGAUUGUGGAGCCAUAGUAACGAGAAAGGCCGCCUCGCUACCGGUCAUAGGUGACAAGAGAUGAGAGAUCAAGAUGGCGGACGAACAAUAUAAGAACCUGAACUUCCCUGAAAGGGACGUCGCCGUAGAAGUCCUCAGCGACAAACUCAGAAGGGCCGCCAUGUUCAUAAACGAACGAGAGGCGCAGCGCUACAAGAGAGCCAUGCAACAACUGGACAUAUCCGUGAAAGAACAGGACGAAAGACAGCGCGCUGUCAAAGAGAAAACCAACGUGAGGCUGAGAGAGAUUCUGGCGUCCAAGUUCGCGCUGACAGAAUUCGACGCGGGAACGGAGGACGGGUCACGUGACGAGACCAAGUACGACCCGUUGCAUCACGGGAGUUACGCGUAUCACAGAAACCUCCGGGAGGCGUACGACCGGAAAUACGUCGCUCUGGAACCCCGAAACGUUCGUAUGAGACGCCAGAGAACCAUCCUGCAGAAAUGUAGAAGCUACAGCGACCCGCUGUUUGAUCGAACUGAAACAACCUCCGCUAUUUUCAGACGAUAUCGUCCAUCAAAGCGCCCUCUAUCUGAUACUAUGAGAUAUGCAGACGAUAACUCAACAACAUCCAAGAGGAAAGGCAUCCAGCAGGUUGAAGUGAAGGAAGGUAGAAGAGCGUCCCUGAGCAAAGUUUCUACGUUACCGACUUUGUCUCUCCUUAUGACCAAACCAAAGCUAAUCCCUGUCGACUCGACUGAGGAUCUUGACAAGACAACUGUGGAAGAGGUACCGAUUAGAAAACCGGACAAACAGGACUCACAUGUAGAUAGAACCGUGCGAGGGAAUCAUAAAAGUAGAACAUAGCAUGGGAAUUUUUCUGUGUUGGUAAACGACUCAAGGAACAAAGGACUGAAUUGUACAGACCAACAUUGAAUCGAAUAUGGCUCAACUCAAAAUUAACGGAGACGGAGGGCGACACAGGUUAUCCGCCGGUUGUCACAGCCACUUGUCUCUGACGUCACAUAACGGAUAACCUAUAACACCUUCCGUCUCUGUUAGUUUAUAUAAGUAAUUGUCAGUGUCAGAACUUUAGUCAGAAUCAAAGCAUGUAGCCUCUUGUAGAGUAGAACUGUUGUCGCAACAGACGUUGUGUUCAUAUGUUGAGUAUUUGUGAAGUUAUGAAGAACAUAAUAAUUAUGUUCUUCUAUCUAUGUAAUGAUUGUCACCAGCACGUAUUUCAUGUAAACUUGUGUUUUGAAAUCCAUGACACCACCGAUAUUUCGGUACGUACCACCUGAGUUUGACAAUACCUUGUGUACCUUUGUCUGUGUAUGUGUAACAUUUUGUAUCAUUACUAGUGCGAUGUAAAGGUUACCAAAUGUAGAAUUAUAAACAAUACUAUACUGUCUGUCUCGUAUCCUGGACUUCUUUGUAUCGAGAUG